Molecule: messenger RNA, 497 nt
Organism: Cuscuta campestris
Lineage: Eukaryota; Viridiplantae; Streptophyta; Magnoliopsida; Solanales; Convolvulaceae
Source: the annotation of a GenBank genome assembly
AAGGUAGAGAUUUUGCAACUCCAUGCAAAAUAUGUGUCUUCUUCAACCUUCGAAGAAAUCGUGUCUUCUACUCUUCUUCAACCUUCAACCAAUAGAAAGAAGAACAAAAAAUUGUUAGAAGGGCAAUAAAAUGGAGAAAUCAUCAUGGUACCACGCCAUCAGGCCUUUGCUCAACUUGGUCGAAAUGCUCGCCGGCGACUUCCCUGGCAUCGGUUUCUCGUUCUUCAGCACUCCCCCAUCCAACACAUCUCUGUUCAAGCCGGACGCCGGCGGCGAACGCAACAUCAAGGCGGGCAGGGGCGGCGUUGCUGCCAGGACGGGAGACUGCCAUGAGAUUCGUGGCGGCGAUGCCGGCCAACUACGAGAGAGCAGUUGAGGAAGCGAUGGUGGCGGCGGCUCGGAAGGGGAAUGACCAAACGAGUAGGGGCAAACGGGGUAUACUAAUCCCUAAGACAAGGCCGGAGGUUGCGGUUUCCUGUGGUGGCUGGGAUCGCUUU